Molecule: messenger RNA, 996 nt
Organism: Polyodon spathula (Mississippi paddlefish)
Lineage: Eukaryota; Metazoa; Chordata; Actinopteri; Acipenseriformes; Polyodontidae
Product: olfactory receptor 6N1-like
Exons: 1
Coding region: 1-996 (331 amino acids)
Biological process (GO): G protein-coupled receptor signaling pathway
Cellular component (GO): membrane
Molecular function (GO): G protein-coupled receptor activity; olfactory receptor activity
Source: RefSeq, a predicted model, not a curated record
AUGAACAACGCGAGCGUGACGGUUUACCAGGUGGAAGAAUUCCUGAUCGACGGUGUUCCCGGACUCGAGGAGUACCAGGCGGCGCUGUUUGCGGUGUUCCUCCUCGUGUAUUUUUUGGCGUUCGCCGGGAAUCUCUUCAUCCUCAUCAUGGUGAUUCUGGACCGCAGGCUUCACACCCCAAUGUACUUUUUCCUUUGCAAUCUAUCAUUUGUUGACAUAGUAAUUCCAACAGCUAUCAUACCGAAACUGUUAGCUGUGUUAGUCGCAAAUGAGAAACAUAUUUCCUUUACCGGCUGCUUUGUGCAAAUGUACGCAGUCAUUGCUUUCGGAAGUACAGAGUGGUUUCUUUUGAUUGUCAUGUCCUACGAUAGAUACGUGGCCAUAGUGAAGCCGCUACACUACCACGUGAUCAUCAAUCCAAGGGCCUGCGUGGUACUGGCAGGGGCUGCCUGGGGGUUGGGGCUGCUGGCGCCCCUACCAGCAAUCUUUAUGGCGACUAAGCAACAAUAUUGUGGUUCAAACAAAAUUUUGUACUGUUUCUGCGAUUAUUCACCAGUAGUUACACUGGCAUGUGCCGAUGUUACAAAUGCCAUCAAUAUUGCUUUUAUUUUUGCAAUGUUAGUGAUUAAUAUAUCCUUUCUUCUUGUGCUCUGGACUUAUUUCAGAAUACUAACAAUUAUCCAAAAGAUGGCAGCUGCUGACCGCAGCAAGGCUUUCUCAACCUGCUCCUCCCACUUGUCUGUUGUGGUGACUUACUUUUUGUCCACGGCCUUAGUGUAUAUAGCUGUCAAAAUAGGAACUAUCCCAGAAUAUUCCCGGGUGAUCAUCGGGGUCUUCUAUUAUUUCUUGACUCCCAUGUUGAACCCUAUCAUUUAUACUUUAAGGAAUGAAAAAAUUAAAUUGGCUGCUGUAAAGUAUCUGAGAUUAAAUUUGGGACUCAAAGCUGUGUUUCCACAAAGGGUGCACAGUGUUACUGGUUCCAGUUUAAAAGCAUGA